GUCCAGAGUCAAGAGAAGACCUUGAGACGGAGCUCUCAGCUGGGAAGCGGGUCCGUGUGAGGCGGCUGAAGGAGACGUCGCCGGCUCCGCCCCCUUCGGAGAGAAGUGAAGCCGAUGCAGCGCAUACAAAUCAGAAAAAAAAAGUUGCAGAGGCCAAAAAAAACAACCUCCUGGCUAUUCUUCAAGAGAGGAAGAAUCGUAAAAGGAAGUCUCCUAUGUGCCCAACUCCCUUAAAGAAAGUGAGGGAGCGCAUCCUCUCCGACAGCUUUUCCGAAGAGGAUGGUGAUGACAAUGAUGAUGGUGGGGUUGUGCCAGAAACACUUUUAAAGGAGGCCAAACAAACACAACAACUUUACCAAAACAAGUUUAAGGAAAUGUCCCUACAACUGCAGGACACAAGAAAACAGUUAGAGGAUCAGAAGAAAAGAAGAGUAGCAGUUGAGGCUGAAAACAAAACACUUCGUGGUCUCAACAUUGAAUUGCAGCAACAACUGCUGAAGAAGUUGAAGACCACAUCAACCCCAAUUGAAACUGGAUGUGAGAGUGCAGAGGAACCAUCUGUAUCUCCUUAUGGAGACAAGAUUAGUUUGGAAGGAGACAUUAAUAUUAGGAAAGAGACCUGGGUCCGCAUUAACAGGAACAACCGCGACUCCUUAUUUGUGAAGGAAUUGGCAGUGGCAAUCUGGGGUACUAAAACCCUGGGGGAAAAAAGCCUAACUGGGAAGGAGUGCCCCACCACCAAAACCACCCGCCAGCCUUUAACCCCGAAGAAGCUGCAAACAUUGAAAGUCUGCUUUAAGGAGUGGCUCCAGAAAAAAACCCUGGAGGAGACCGAGUUGCAGGCCAGAUGGGCAAAGGCAGGGCGUUACAUUACAGAAAAAAUCAUGGACAUAAACAAAAAAAACAAAAAAAACUUAAUUAAUGAGUGACUGAAAUAUUUUAUGUUGAUGUUUCAAUAGUUAAUUCUAAAUAGAUAUGUAAAUAGUUCAUUUGUUUAUGUAUCUGUUUUAAUAUUGUUACCAUGUUCUUUAUUAUGUGUUUGUCCUAUUUAAUAAAUAGAAAUACUGUUUUGAAAACUU
Messenger RNA from Pseudoliparis swirei, 1079 nucleotides. RefSeq names its product BEN domain-containing protein 5-like. The transcript is spliced from 6 exons. Bases 216 to 929 code for a protein of 237 amino acids. Gene Ontology annotation, biological process: negative regulation of DNA-templated transcription. NCBI's taxonomy places the organism in Eukaryota, Metazoa, Chordata, Actinopteri, Perciformes, Liparidae. Gene Ontology annotation, molecular function: DNA binding. The record is from RefSeq and is a predicted model, not a curated record.